Molecule: messenger RNA, 832 nt
Organism: Haliaeetus leucocephalus (bald eagle)
Lineage: Eukaryota; Metazoa; Chordata; Aves; Accipitriformes; Accipitridae
Product: neuropeptide-like protein C4orf48 homolog
Exons: 4
Coding region: 93-377 (94 amino acids)
Source: RefSeq, a predicted model, not a curated record
GCUGCACUUGUUCUGUUAGCAGUUUGCAGCGGCCAUUUCAAAGAGACCAUCACAAAGACAAGAGAGAGAUCAGAGAAGCACCCGUUCCCAAGAUGCUGGCACCCCACCUUCUGAGAAGAGCGGUCCUUACAGUUCCUUUAGUUUUUGUCGUUGCACUGCUUCUUGCAGAGCCUGUUAGAUCUGACCAAGAAGCGGGAACAGCCAUACCAGCUGAAAGUCGUCCCUGUGUUGAUUGCCAUGCAUUUGAGUUCAUGCAGAGGGCUCUGCAGGAUUUAAAGAAGACAGCAUAUAAUCUAGACACACGGACAGAAACUCUGCUUCUUCAGGUGGAAAAGAGAAAUCUGUGCGACUGUGUAACUGCAAAUCUGCUGAACUGAAUCCUGGAGGCCAGCUAGGAGUAUCACCUCUUCAGCGGUUUUUAAAAUGCAGCUGUAUAAAAUACAGCUUUAUGAAGUUCAUGUUGCAAGCAUGUAUGCCCCAAUGUACUGAGGAACCUGGGGGGCUGUGUCUUAUGUAUUUGUCUGUUCUGUUUUUUUUUAAAAGAGUACCUUCUUUUCACAUCCGUUGGGUUGCCAGUAAGGGCUCAAUUCAGUAAAUCUGUUACUUGGUACUAGAGUGGGGGAAAAAUUUACCUGCUUUGAUUUUUAAAUCAGAGUUGGCCAAGUGUAAACCACAAGAUAAAUAUGGCCAGCAGUGCUCUAGAGACACCUGCAGCUGUUUUUUGUCUCUAAUAUGAACAUAUCUCUGUGGCAACAUACCCAGUUAUAUUGAGACAGGGAAUUGUGGUCUCUCCAGGCUUUGCCUGUGUAUUAAAGAUGACGGAACUCUUUUC